CGGUGACUGAUGUCAGCUUGCUUGCGGCUGCAUGGAGGCUGCAAUGUGCAGAUCAAAAACUAUUUCAAUUUAACGCUUAAAUAAUAAUAAUAAUACUGAUAAAAACAAACGAAGUAGUGUGGACUUAGCAUGCAUACGUGUUAAUUCGACUGUUCCUAUAAAUAUUAGUAUACUUCUUUAGCUACACAACACUGAAAUUACAGCUCUGUUUAUUAUUCAAUCUCGGAAUUCAUAAGAGUGCAACAUGGGCAUCCUUGAGAAGAUAUCUGAAAUCGAGAAAGAAAUCUCCCGGACACAGAAGAAUAAAGCCACUGAAUACCAUCUGGGCUUGCUGAAGGCAAAGCUAGCCAAGUACAGAGCGCAGCUGCUGGAGCCUUCAAAAUCAGCUGGGGCUAAAGGGGAGGGCUUCGAUGUGAUGAAAUCUGGAGAUGCCAGAGUGGCACUUAUUGGUUUCCCCUCUGUGGGUAAGUCCACGUUCUUGAGUUUAAUGACGUCCACUGCCAGCGAAGCUGCUUCGUACGAAUUCACCACGUUGACCUGUAUCCCAGGUGUAAUCGAGUACAAAGGUGCCAACAUUCAGCUGUUGGAUUUGCCUGGUAUCAUAGAAGGAGCUUCCCAAGGAAAGGGUAGAGGUAGACAGGUCAUCGCUGUGGCCAGAACGGCAGAUGUUGUCAUUAUGAUGUUGGAUGCCACGAAGGGAGAUGUCCAGAGGGUUCUGUUGGAGAAAGAGUUGGAAUCUGUUGGGAUUAGACUCAACGUGUCCAAGCCCAACAUCUACUUCAAGCCCAAGAAGGGUGGAGGACUGUCCUAUAACUCAACUGUUCCUCUCACGCAGUGCUCAGAGAAGUUAGUUCAGCUCAUUCUGCACGAGUACAAAAUCUUCAAUGCCGAGGUUUUGUUCAGGGAAGACAGCACUCCAGAUGAGUUCAUUGAUGUGAUCGUUGGAAACAGGGUUUACAUGAACUGCGUUUAUGUUUAUAAUAAAAUAGAUCAGAUCUCCAUGGAAGAAGUUGAUCGUCUGGCCAGGAGACCACACAGCGUAGUCAUCAGUUGUGGGAUGAAAUUGAACCUGGAUUACUUGCUUGAGAGACUGUGGGAUUACCUGGCUCUCAUCUGUAUCUACACAAAGAAGAGGGGAGAGAGGCCAGACUUCGCUGAUGGUAUAAUCAUGAGACGAGGAGCUUCUGUAGAGCAUGUGUGCCAUGCAGUUCACCGAACUUUAGCGAGCCAGUUUAAGUAUGCCCUUGUGUGGGGAACAAGUACCAAGUACAGUCCUCAGAGAGUGGGGUUGACACACAUUAUGGAGCAUGAAGAUGUCAUCCAGAUUGUGAAGAAAUAACCUGCUAAAUCAUUGGCCAUCACCAAGCAGCCUGAUCCAGUCCUAUUGAGGGUAGAGAAGAGACCACUGUUAAGACCUGUGUCCAGAAAGAUUCAGUAACACGAAGUGUUGUACCAAAACAGAAACACCUUAUCAUAAACCAUAGUUAGUAGUUCCAUAUUUUGUGUACCAAAUGAAGAAAAGAGCAAUGCAAAGACAAUGUUGUUUUUUUUUUUUCGAAGGUGCCGUGCCCUGUUCUAGCAUUGUAUUAAUACCUGUGCGUUGUCAGCAGUUUAACCCUAACCCUGCCACAAUCCGGAUGGAUUGCCAACUUUGUUCAUUUUAACUAGAUUUAUUUUUUAUUUGUAAACUAGUCAGAUACAUGCAUACGCCAGCUGACACUGUAUCUUGUUUGAUUUUGAUCAAAGCUAAUAAAAUUUGCAUCCCCUGAAACAGAUCAUAGCUCAAUCAUGUAAAAAAAAAAAAAAAAAACUCAUGAUUGCAUGGUUAAAGUUGAAUUCACUUUAAGCAACUCUGCUUAAAGGCAGAUGCAUGAUCAUUUAAAAUGAAGUCUACAAGGUGUUGGAUGGGUGUCUCCAUCACACCAGAUCUUAAUCCUGUUAUCAGCCUCUUUUAAAACUCCAGGCAAAGUGGCCCCAAAGAAAAGAUAUUUAAAGUGCCCAGUUAAGGCAAAACGGACCUAUCAAUCAGAUGCAAGUAUAGCAUCUUGCAAACAUUAAUGUUAUGCUUGAAAUAAAAGAUUUAGACUAUAUGGUGUAUGUUGUUUUGUUGAUCUGGGGAAAUUCGGAAUUCAGUUGUAGUGACUUGGAUAAAGAAAUAAAAAUGUGAACUU
Molecule: messenger RNA, 2171 nt
Organism: Polyodon spathula (Mississippi paddlefish)
Lineage: Eukaryota; Metazoa; Chordata; Actinopteri; Acipenseriformes; Polyodontidae
Product: developmentally-regulated GTP-binding protein 2-like
Exons: 13
Coding region: 245-1339 (364 amino acids)
Biological process (GO): cytoplasmic translation
Cellular component (GO): cytoplasm
Molecular function (GO): GTPase activity; GTP binding
Source: RefSeq, a predicted model, not a curated record